CUUCAAUUCACAUUGAUGACAUGGAGAAAAAAUAUUUUUGAUGAAUUUUUGUACAUUUUAGGGUUUUUCUAGUCAUACAGGUAGCUAUAUUGAUAUUUAGCUAGUGUAUAUAAACUACAUAGAUAACAUGGAUGAUACAGAGGAUGUUGCUUUGAACUUUGGUGAAGAAGAAGACCAAGAAAUUCAAAGAAGAAAAAAUAUAAAGCAUCCAAUAGCAGUGUUCUUCCAUCUUGUAUUCCGUGUGUGCUCCAUCUUGGCUUAUCUCUUCUGUGGCUGGUUCAGCAGUAGCUUCAUCCUCAACUUCAUCGUUAUUAUACUCCUCCUAUCUAUGGACUUCUGGACAGUGAAAAAUAUCACAGGUCGGCUUUUAGUAGGUCUAAGAUGGUGGAACCAUAUUGAUGAAGAUGGAAAAAGCCAGUGGAUAUAUGAAUCUCGUAAAGGAGCUGCCAAGAAUCUAGUGAGUACAGCAGAGUCUCAGAUAUUCUGGCUGUCCCUCAUUGUUAUUGAGAUCUUUUGGGUGGUCUUCUUCUUUGGAACUUUAUUUACAUUCAACUUUAAAUGGCUGAUGAUUGUCAUAGUAGGAAUCCUGCUGAAUGGUGCCAACAUAUAUGGAUACAUCCGCUGUAAAUUAGGAACAAGAAAAUCUAUCUCUAGUAUAGCGGGAAGCUUCCUUGGUGCUCAAGUAUUUAGAAAUAUGGUCAGUCAGCCUAGUCCAACUAAGGUCCCAACCCUGGAGUCUAUCCUCAACUGAUGCUUGCUAAGGCUGCUACAACUGCCAUGACUGCAAACACAGCAGAGACAACAACCAAGUAGAACAUGCCACACACCCUAAAACCAAUCACUAGUGAAUGUAUGGAACUGCAAGGGAUGAAUGAAACAAUAUUUAUGGGAAUGUUUUUGACUGAAAAUCUGGAUUAUAAUUUCCACUGAGAACAUUUUUAGUUAUGAGAUUAGGGACUGAUGACUAUCUUGGCUGUUCAAAUUUUCAUGGUGGUUAAUGGAAAUUGAUUUCAUGAAAUUUACUAGAUUUUCUUUCUGAGUGUUUAAAUCAGUUCACACUUGCCAAUUUCUAUUUUCUUUCACUUGCCUUAUUCAAAGAAGUCAUAAGUGUGAAAUUCAUGAUUUGAUGCUGAAAGUUUACAUUUGGUCAGUUCAUUUCUUUAUAAGCUCUCUGAUACGCAAAAUCAUGAACAUUCAUGACAUUUCUCAUCAUGUACUUGAGAAUCGUUAAUGGUUUAUUUGAGUAAAACAAACAUUUCAAGUUUUAGUUUCAAUACUAUAGUAUUUAAAGUGUUUCAGCUUUAGUAUUUUAAAAAGUUUAUUUCAAUUUAUUCAUUGGAUUAUUUUGGAAUUUCAAAAAUUGGUAGAUCUAGAACUAUUUCAUUAUGCAAUUUACUCUGCUGUUACAUUCCACCUUCAUCUUAUUGUAGCGUAAUUAAUGCUCUACUGUCUAAGUACAUGUACUAGUCUAGUAUUUUAUAUUCAAAAUCAAGGAAGAUUGGCUCCCAGAGUG
Owenia fusiformis is the source of this 1513-nucleotide messenger RNA. NCBI's taxonomy places the organism in Eukaryota, Metazoa, Annelida, Polychaeta, Sabellida, Oweniidae. The record is from the annotation of a GenBank genome assembly.